Babesia sp. Xinjiang is the source of this 453-nucleotide messenger RNA. RefSeq lists its product as uncharacterized. The record is from RefSeq and is a predicted model, not a curated record. NCBI's taxonomy places the organism in Eukaryota, Apicomplexa, Aconoidasida, Piroplasmida, Babesiidae. Bases 1 to 453 code for a protein of 150 amino acids. The transcript is spliced from 3 exons.
AUGAGGAUCGAGCGGGAACGAGUCAGGACGUUCUUUAGUUGUAUUGAACGAUUUUGCUAUUCGAAUGCGCUAGACGACGAUAACUCUGUUGACCAAAAAAUUUUUGAAGCAUUCGUUACACCACGAUUCAAGAUGGAAGCACAAGAAGGAGAAAAAAUUGACGUUCCUCGGAAGCGUAAGGCCCAGGGGGAACCCGGGGACAGUGAAACAUCACAACCAGCUAAAAAGAGGACACCCCGAGAGCGCCAACUGCCAAUACGCAUACCCAGGAAAUCAGUUGAGAGGAAAAAAAUAAUAGACUUAGAUGAAGUACUCCCUACGAAACUACAUGUUGAAGCAAAAGCGCCAUCUGAAGAAAAAACACCAGUUGAGACGAAAGAAGCAAUUGAAAAAAAUGAAAAAGCUGAGAAGAAACCAAGGGAGUUCAGGAGGCUAACAAAACCCAAAGAAUAA